AUGGUUGCGGAGUCCGACGAAGCCUCUGAUAUUAACAGUCACGACGACGGGCACGAUAUUACUUUGCAGUUGUCUCCUGAGGACAUGCUUUCACCACUUUCACAACAUACUGGAACUGGGAACCAGAAGCAGGCUCUCAUGAAGAUGAUUGCUCAAGAGAUGGUUCAAGCGUUUGUGGACCCCAAUCAAGAAGGAGAAAACGAUGAAGCACUACAAAGAAAAUUCGAUAAUACCAUCAAGCAACAGAGAAAUUUGAGAAAGGCGAAACGUGAGGAAAAACCAAACAGUCAACACAGUGAAUCUCGACCAGGAAUUCCUUCUGGAAGUGGGUACGACCUGGCCCUGGAGGACGUCGACUUUGCGAACGAGACUACCGAAAAUCGACGAAAUAGGCUAAAGGCGCAGCGCUGGGCAAGCCUUGAAGGCUCAGAAUGUCUUCCCGAGCCAGAGCUGAGAAAGGUAACGGACUCUCCAGUCAAACCGAUGCGAGAAAAGAGUACCUCGCGACGAGGUAGCGACUUUGCCGAUUCCGUAAGGGCAGAUUCAACAAAUACAACAAGCGUCGUCGAGGAUGAACUAUCAAUUGAAGAAAUUCGUAGAUUUGUGCUUGAGAACAUCCCUCGUACAGUGCGAGACCAAAUCCCUGAAGAAGCUUGGGGCAAAAUUUUUGGUGGAGUUUCCUCCAGAUCGAGUGGAGUAUCAAGACGAAGUCUAGAACAAGCAUCAGCUUCGGCUUCCGAGAGCGAGAAAAAUCAACAGGAUUCCCUCGAACUGGAAAUUGGUCCCCAGGACGACAUUUCCAUGAUUUCCGGUUUGACCUCAGCUUUCCCGGAUGGCAAGAGUCUCGAGUCCAAGAUGAUGUCCUUAUGUUCACUGGACAUGGAUCGUGAGGAUAAGAUAGAAGAAACCUCAGAAUCAUUCACGGUCGAGGAGCCGGAGGACAGUUCUAAUCACUCCUUGGAGCGCAGCUCUAGGAUCAAUAUUGCGGAGUCGAAAGAGAGGACGAGCAAGGGAGUCGCCUUUGGCACUGUUGAGGUGCGGUACUACGAACGCACCGGUGCAGACAAUCCCGCUGUCACCAGUGGGGCGGCCGUGGGAAUUGGUUGGAAAUACAAGCGUGGGGCACGCCGAACGCUGGAUCAGUGGGAAUCCCAAAGGGGGACGCCAUUGAAAUCAUUUGAAUUGGUCAUGGACCGUGCCGAACGGGAACAUAUCUUGAAGAAGGCGGGUUACACCCAAAAAGAGAUUGCCCAAGUUGUCCGAACUUGUCUCAAGGGAAGGAACCAGAGGCAACAGACUGUUAGUAACUUGCAGCAUGCCGGAAUGGAAGAAGCUGUGGAAGCUGCACAAUCGAGAAUAGCAAAGAUUAUGCGAUUUGGGAAGAAAAAGUCACUGAUUAAAUGA
Molecule: messenger RNA, 1404 nt
Organism: Cylindrotheca closterium
Lineage: Eukaryota; Bacillariophyta; Bacillariophyceae; Bacillariales; Bacillariaceae
Source: the annotation of a GenBank genome assembly